Molecule: messenger RNA, 3300 nt
Organism: Hypomesus transpacificus
Lineage: Eukaryota; Metazoa; Chordata; Actinopteri; Osmeriformes; Osmeridae
Product: transmembrane protein 266-like
Exons: 11
Coding region: 1-1872 (623 amino acids)
Cellular component (GO): plasma membrane
Molecular function (GO): voltage-gated channel activity
Source: RefSeq, a predicted model, not a curated record
AUGGGGGCCAAGUUGAAAUUGAUGAAGGUCGGGGAGGCUGAAGUAGCAGCCUGGGUUGUAGUGAGUCACAGCGGAGAUCGGAUCAGCCCUGGGGGCCUCAAAGGCUACUCCCCCACCCUCUCCCACCCCACCCUCACUAACCAGACCCUCACUAACCAGACCCUCACUGUGUGCUGGUGGGAGGAUGAGCACCCUGGGCUGUCCGACCUGGAGAUCAUCUCCCAGCCUGGGGAAGAGGAGAACCCCUGCCUGGCACCUGUACAGCUGGUCAGCUUUGGCUACCGUGACCUGCCCCUGGCUGCUCUGGACCUCUCGCUGGCCGGUUCCCAACUCCUCUCCAACCUAGACGAGGACGAUAACCGGGAAGGGUCUAACUGGCUGAAGCCCUGCUGUGGUCGGCGGGUAGCCCUGUGGCAGGUGUGUCUACUCAGUGCUGGCUUCAACUGCUUACUGGUGGCCUGUGUCAUCCUGGUGGUGCUCUUCCUAACUCUGGAACUCCUCAUCGACACCAAGCUGCUACAAUUUGCCAAUGCGUUCCAGUUUGCCAGCAUCAUGCAUUGGAUCAGCCUUAUCAUCCUCUCUCUCUUCUUCUCUGAGACUGUUUUCCGGAUUGUCGUCCUUGGGAUCUGGGACUACAUCGAAAAUAAAGUUGAGGUGUUUGAUGGUGCCGUCAUCGUGCUGUCCUUGGCCCCCAUGGUGGCCUCCACCGUGGCCAACGGCCCCAGCAGCCCCUGGGACGCCAUCAGUCUCAUCAUCACCCUGCGGAUCUGGAGGGUCAAGAGGAUCAUUGACGCCUAUGUCCUGCAGGUGAAGGUGGAGAUGGAGCUGGAGAUCCAGCAGUGCGAGAAGACCAAGGCCAUGAGGGAGGAGCAGUUGGAGCGCCUCACUCAGAUCUGCCAGGAACAGGCUUUUGAGAUCAGGCAGCUUAGGGCACAUCUGGCCCAGCAGGACCUGGACUUGGCUGCGGAGCGGGAGGCGGCCAUGCAGAUCCACCACGUGUGGGGCAAGCAGAGCAGCAGCUUCCAGGUGCUGGAGGGCCUGGGCCCAGGGGAGUCUGACGACGAGGGCCAGGGGGGCCGCCAGGGGGGCCGGCAGGGGAACCACAGGGAGCCCCGUGCCCCCACAGAUCCAGUUGUACGAGAUGAUAUGAACAACUAUAUCAGCCAGUAUUACAGCGAGCCAAGCAGUGACGGGGGUGCUUCAGCAGGUGGCAUUAGGGUGAUCACCACAGCGGCCAUCGACGUCCACCUCCCCACUAACCCCAACCCCGGCCACUCCAACCCUCUGCUCUGUGUUGAAAGAGUGGGCGGCGAUUUGAGUGACACAUCCACCAGCGUAUCCCGGUCCAGCGGCAGCCUGACAGCCCGCCCCCACAGCCUGAGCAGCCACACCCUAGGGUCGUCCUCCACAGACUGCAGCAGCAGCACAGCCAGGGAACUCUGCCUGGACUACAACUCCCAACACUGCUGUGUCCCCCAGUCCUACUGCAGCUCUCUCGGGGGCCCUACCCAGCAGCUGCCGUCGUCUGGCCCACCUCCCCGGGACCCCAGCGUGGUGGUGCAGGAGCUGCUGUGCUCCCUGUCAGAGGACUCCUGCCUGGCCCAGAAGGGUCUGCCAGUGGACCCGGUCAACCUGAAGCUGCCCAGUCCUACAGGCUCCACCAAGGCCAGUCCCGAGCUGGAGCACAGGGUCAACAUCUACAACAGGAGGAACCAGGAGGAGGGCCGGGGCCGGGGUCGGGGCUGCGUGUUCCUCCAGACUAAGCCUCUCAUCCACCUGCAUAGCAGCAGCACUGAACCGUCUCUGGAGGAGAAGUACAGGCUCCCGGCCCCGGCCGACACCCCCCUGAGCCGCAUCACGCCCAACACAUAGUCCACCCAGUGGGUGGGCGAGGAGCACAGACAGGACAACCUGUUCCUCCUUAGACAGUUGUAACUGAUCCCUAACUUCUAAAUCCUCCGUGAGUAAGGCAGGAACGAGCACACUGGCAACGUGCUCGUGCUCUGCUAAACCCUUCUGUCGAUCGGCAGAUCGAGCCUGCCUUCUUCCUCGUUAGGGAUCCUUGGUUGCUAGCCAUGCACCAUGAUUGCACAACAUCAACCCUGUGAGAAAGGGACUAAUGCAAGCCUAGACACCACUGUCGUCAGGAAAUCCUCUACUAAAUGGGUCUCAAUUGUGAGAUUUAACCAGCAAGGGGACUUAUUCAAGCCUAUAGAGAACAAACUUCAAGAACAGUGUUACUUCCUUAUGUAUGAUUCUGCUUUUACAUGGUGAAAGCAGUGUUUUGAUUUUGAUUUUAUUUUUUAAGAUAUGGUAUCUGUGCCAGUCUCUCUGUUCUUACAGCCACAGGGUACACUGAAUGACCAUUGCCAACAGUCAAUUUCUUACCUUUGUCUAUAUAUAACUGAGAUGAAGAUAUUUGUAUUGAAACUGAAGAUUAGGAUAGCAAGUGUGACGUUUUUGGAUUAAAUAAAAGCCUAAUUGAGGCAUUAAAAUAAAUUAAUUGUGAAGUUAAUGCCGGUUGGAGGUGGGGAAACAUGGAGUGAACCUAUACAAUGAUCUGGGCCACCAACAUGGCAUGUCAAUUCUGUGCAUUUUCAUGUUUACACGUUUUUGUAAACUUAAAAUGGGAGAUCUCAUUGUCAACUGCAGGUGUUGUCAUUUGAAUAAAAGUUUCCAAAAUUGAUAGAUAAGACUACACAAUAGUAUUUUGCCUUCUGUACGUGGACAUUCUUAUGGUUGUAUGUUACAUUACUUUAAAGCUGUGCUUUCUAUUUACUUUGAACAUGGAGUAUGAAAUGUUGAGAACAAGAGCCUAAACCACAACGACCUGGGUUCACAUCCAGCACAGUGCCAAACACAUCCCUGGGCCCAGAUCCCUGUAAACGCAGCAUACUCCCCGACUGUCCAGAUCCACUCUCCCAACUGUCUUUUCAGGUACCCAACUGUCCCACCAGGAAAGACUCAACCAAGUCUAAAAAGAAAUGGCCUUUUAUCAGUUUUAUUUAUAAGUCGAGUUUUAUUAUUUAGUCGAAGAGUAAAAAUGUAACUGUAAGAUCUUUCAGCCUGAUUUGAACACAUGACCCCUUACACAGCAGCCCACAUCCUUAACCACUGACCUAUCAGGGAUUAUAACAAGUUCCACUCAUCAUUUAAAUUUGACAUUGAACUAGCUAGUUGUAACAACCUGCAGAGUUGUGGUGUCAGAAAACCAAAUGAGAGCAGUGCUCCCCUGUUAGCUCACUGGGUUAGUGUGCAUGCUCUGAAAGCUUGGUCAGUACUGCAACACCCUGGAUUCAA